AUGGUGCAGGGCCACGCCGCUCUGGCUUCGGCCGACCACAGAGACGAGGCUGCCCUCCCCUCUCUUCCCCCGCACGCCGCUCUAGCCGCCGCCCUCGGUGAUGGCGACUCCGCGGAGUGCGCGCGCAUGCCUUCGCCUGCCCGCCGGGCUCCGUCUCUUCGGCGCGGGCGGCUGGCCGGAGCUGAGGCUGCCUCCCUCCUUCCUCCCCCCUCCGGCCGGCCAUGGAGCUGGAGGCGCCGGACCAAGCAGGCAGCGCCGGCAGAGACCGAGGCGGGGAGCCGGAGCCGUCACCCCGGAGGCGGGAUGGGGGGCCCUGGAAGCAGCUGGAGGUUGACUGCUGCAGAGAGUGUAACUGAGGCCCUGGGACGAGGAGGCCUGGACUGGGACUCCAAGAAGAUGGUUCUGACAGAGCCGUCCCUAACAGGGCAGCCGGGGGUUGGGCAAGGGAAGAAGAUAGGCCACCGGGGAGUGGGCAGCCUCCGGAGAGACGACCUACAAGAAGACCCACGUCAUCCCACGCUAAAAGGAGCCAUCCAGCUCGGCAUCGGCUACACCGUGGGGAACCUGAGUUCCAAGCCUGAGAGAGAUGUCUUGAUGCAGGAUUACUACGUGGUGGAGAGCAUUUUCUUUCCCAGCGAAGGCAGCAACCUCACACCCGCCCAUCACUAUCCCGACUUCCGAUUCAAAACCUACGCGCCUGUGGCUUUUCGAUAUUUCCGAGAGCUUUUCGGCAUUCGCCCGGACGAUUAUUUGUAUUCCUUGUGCAACGAACCUCUCAUUGAGCUGUCCAACCCGGGGGCCAGCGGCUCCCUCUUCUACGUCACGAGCGACGACGAGUUCAUCAUCAAGACCGUGAUGCACAAAGAGGCAGAAUUCCUUCAGAAGCUCCUCCCAGGAUAUUACAUGAACUUGAACCAGAAUCCGCGGACGCUGCUGCCCAAGUUCUACGGCCUCUAUUGCGUUCAGUCCGGAGGCAAGAACAUCCGGGUCGUGGUGAUGAACAACAUCCUUCCCCGGGUGGUGAAGAUGCACCUGAAAUACGACCUGAAGGGCUCCACCUAUAAGCGCCGGGCGUCCAAGAAGGAGAAGGAGAAGUCUAGCCCCACCUACAAGGAUCUGGAUUUCAUGCAGGACAUGCCAGAAGGCAUCAUGCUGGAUACAGAUACCUUCAGCGCUCUGGUGAAAACCUUGCAGAGGGACUGCUUGGUGCUUGAAAGCUUCAAAAUCAUGGACUACAGCCUGCUCCUGGGCGUCCAUAAUAUCGACCAGCUGGAACGGGAACGGCAGGCUGACGGAGCCCAGAGUGUCUCCGACGAGAAGCGGCCUGUGGGCCAGAAGGCGCUGUACUCGACUGCAAUGGAGUCUAUCCAGGGCGGGGCGGCCCGGGGAGAGGCCAUCGAGACAGACGACACGAUGGGCGGCAUUCCAGCCGUAAACGGCAAAGGGGAGCGCUUGCUUUUGCACGUGGGCAUCAUAGACAUACUCCAGUCCUACAGGUUUAUCAAGAAGCUGGAACAUACGUGGAAGGCGCUCGUUCACGAUGGGGUCACUUAUUACCUGUACAGUUUGGUGGAGUCACUUUUCACCGAUCCUUCUACUGCAGACCCUGCCUCGUGCCCCAGAGGGGCAAGGCAGGAGAGAUUGGACAUCCCGCUUCUGAAAACCUUGCUCUGCACUGAACAGAAUUUGGACCAAAACUUUGAUUCGGUUUCGAAAACCAGGCGCCAAAUUAAAUGGGGAGCGGAGUUUUUUGUCCCCAGGUGGCCACCAGUAGUAUUGACUGCAGGAGGCAUGUUGUCUGCAUAG
This is a messenger RNA of Sphaerodactylus townsendi, 1806 nucleotides long. Its product is annotated as phosphatidylinositol 4-phosphate 5-kinase type-1 gamma-like. The record is from RefSeq and is a predicted model, not a curated record. Gene Ontology annotation, molecular function: phosphatidylinositol kinase activity. Gene Ontology annotation, biological process: phosphatidylinositol metabolic process. NCBI's taxonomy places the organism in Eukaryota, Metazoa, Chordata, Lepidosauria, Squamata, Sphaerodactylidae.